AUGAUGGCUGGAGGCUUAACUGAGGCUAAGCCUGCUACUCCAGAAGUCCAGCACAUUGUUAAUCAGGUGAAGCCACAAUUUGAAAGCAGGGAAAACAGGACAUGUGACAUCUUUAAUGCCAUAAUAUAUAAGACUCAGGUGGUUGCUGGGCUGAACUACUUUAUUAAGGUCCAAGUUUCUGAUGCCGACUAUGUCCACUUAAGGGUGUUUCAGAGCCUUCCUUAUGAGAACCGAGGUCCCAGCCUGGUCAGUUUUCAGACUGGCAAAACCAGAGAUGAUCCUCUGACCUACUUCUGAGAGAC
Gavia stellata (red-throated loon) is the source of this 302-nucleotide messenger RNA. RefSeq names its product cystatin-A. The transcript is spliced from 3 exons. Gene Ontology annotation, molecular function: cysteine-type endopeptidase inhibitor activity. The record is from RefSeq and is a predicted model, not a curated record. Bases 1 to 297 code for a protein of 98 amino acids. Gene Ontology annotation, cellular component: cytosol. NCBI's taxonomy places the organism in Eukaryota, Metazoa, Chordata, Aves, Gaviiformes, Gaviidae.